AUGAAGAUCCACUUAUAUGCAUUUGGAAUUAGUUUUUUUUUCAUAGGAUUGGCAACCUCGUCAUUAUACUUUCUGAGUUUAUUGACCUGCGCAAAGAUAUAUCCCGAACAUAAAGGCUUGGCCAUUUCAUUACCAGUUACAUGUUAUGGGUUAUCAACUUUAUUAGGAUCACAGUUGAUGAAACUUUCUUGUUUCAAGCAAUAUAGUGGAUUCUUGAACUUGUACAAGGUGUUUAAUUUUUUUGGAAUUCUAUACUUAGUGAUGGGGAUAUUGAAUUUCGUAUCAAGUUCUGUUGUCAGCAUGGAGUCAGAAAUUAUAUUUACAAAUGACGACGAACUUGAAGAAUCAGAUGAAGCGCUGCCAUUAAUGACAUCUAGAUCAAGGCAUUCGCAUCAUAGCUGCGAAGAUGACGACAAUUUGCUCCCUGAACGCUCAAUAAUUGAACCACUUAAACACCAGGAACGGUUUACCAAUUUUUUGAAAGACAAAUCAGCAUGGUUAUUAUUGGCAUCUUUAAUAUUGAAUAUUGGUCCGAUGGAAAGUUUUCAGAAUAAUUUGGGCUCGAUUAUUAUAAACAGCAGUUCUGUAAGUAAUUUAUCUGACCAGGUCAGUAUGAUGGCUGCAUCAUCAACAGUUACUAGAUUGGCAAUGGGAGGCUUGUCAGACUACUUGUCCUCUAGCAAGAGGAAAUUCCCAAUAUGUCGUGUCAAUUUGUUAAUCAUCAACUUGGUUGUAGGUAUAAUCGGCCAAUUCAUGGUUACAAGACUGUCUCAUUUUACGAUAGUAUCUAUCUUGAAUGGUUCAUCAUAUGGUGGAUUAUUCACCAUAUAUCCAACUAUUGUUGCCUCGAUAUGGGGAAUUGACAUGAUGGGAUCUACAUGGGGCUCAUUUAUGAUAGCUCCUGCUAUCGGGUCAAUUGGCUUUUCGAUUUUUUACGGAAACGAAAUUGAUACCAAAUGUAGUGUUGAAUAUUCAAACUGCUUGCAGCGUUAUUUCAGUCUCACUGCACUUGGGUUAUCGGUGAGCUUGAUCUUGAUCAUAAUCGUCUGGAAAGGAAUAUGGGCAAAACGCGGAUUUAAGGUUUUUUAG
This is a messenger RNA of Debaryomyces fabryi, 1089 nucleotides long. RefSeq lists its product as uncharacterized. The transcript has a single exon. Bases 1 to 1089 code for a protein of 362 amino acids. NCBI's taxonomy places the organism in Eukaryota, Fungi, Ascomycota, Pichiomycetes, Serinales, Debaryomycetaceae. The record is from RefSeq and is a predicted model, not a curated record.